GACUCUGUAGUGAGGGGGCAGCAGCGUUACCAUGGCGCUCGCGAAUAAAGGCGCGCGUGCAACCUCACUUUUAAACGGCCCGAGCGAGCGCGCGCGAUGACCGGCGCAGUGAAAGAGCACGGCUAUCAUUAUCGCUUUUUCUUCCCGUAACAGGAGCACGCUGAUGGCCUCGGGGCCGGUCUCUGCCCGUCACCACCACCUGCGCGUGUGUUCGGGCUAAAUGGAGGAACGGUCCGGACUUUCGUUCUUCUUCUCCGCGAGCGCUCGGCUCGAACAAAACGGGCUUUGUGGCUUUCUUCCCGUGAUAAUCCGAUUUUAUUUCGGGGGGAAUCUGAACGCCGUUUGGGAUUAGGCGGUUACUGGGGUAAAUGCGUUACGGUGUUGUUUGAGAGCUCGCUGCUCGGUCUUUUGUUUCACAAGAGUCUGACGUUUUCCCUCAGAAGUCUCGUUCUCGGGCUCGGUCUCGAGUGCAAACUACCUGGCGCGGAAUCACUCCGUUCUCCAGUGCUGCUAUGAGUUCCUGGCUGCUUAAAUACUGUAACCUCGUUCUCCGUAGUGCGGUGCUCACUGCUGUGUUCGCCUUUGCAUCCUCUCAUUCGGCUGAUAAUAAGUGUGGGUCACCUCUCGUCUCGACGUGUCAAGAAUGCCUGAGGCGUGGACCAGAGUGCGCCUGGUGCUUUCAGAAGAGCUUUCUGGAUGGAGUGCACGUUAGCAAGAGAUGUGAUUCUGCUGCUCAGCUUAGGCUUAAAGGCUGUGGGGAGGAGUUUAUUGAGAAUCCUGAAGUUAAAGUGGAAGUAAACAUGACACUGAGCAGCUCGCAGGUGACUCCUCGAGACAUCUCCAUCCAGCUGCGGCCAGGCAGUGAGGCAAGCUUCAUAGUGGAAGUGAAGCAGCUGGAGUUGUAUCCAGUAGACCUGUACUACUUGGUGGACGUCUCUGCCUCCAUGCAGGAGAACCUGGACCGGCUGAAGACCGUCGGAGUGAACCUUUCCCACCGCAUGAAGGAACAUUCCAGUGAUUUCCAAGUGGGGUUUGGAUCAUUCGUGGACAAGCCAGUGUCUCCCUAUAUUGAUGUGCAUCCUUCGAAAAUCAGUAACCCUUGCAGUGAUUAUGAGGUUAAUUGCCGGCCAGCCCACGGCUUCAUCCACGUUCUGCCCAUCACCGACAAUAUGACAGAGUUCAAGCAUGUGAUUCAGCAGCAGAGGAUCUCUGGGAACAUGGACACACCAGAGGGAGGCUUUGACGCCAUGCUGCAAGCAGCUGUGUGUCAGAAAGACAUUGGCUGGCGUCCUGAGGCUAAGCACCUGCUGCUGGUCAUGACUGAUCAGCCCUCUCAUCUGGCACUGGAUAGCAAACUGGCGGGCAUUGUGGUGCCCCACGACGGGCGCUGCCACCUAGAAGAGGGCACGUAUUCCCAGUCUGCCCACAUGGAGCAUCCAACCAUUGGGCAGCUGGCAGAGAAGCUUCUAGAAAACAGCAUUUACUCCAUUUUUGCUGUGAAUUCGAUGCAAUAUAAGUGGUAUGAGGAUUUGGUGGCUUUUCUUCCAGGUACUUACCUGGGAAGGUUACUUCCCAAAGCCUCUAAUCUUACAAACCUAGUGGUGGAUGCAUACAAGAAACUCCUAUCAGAUGUCGGAGUGGAGGUGGAAGUUGAGGACAGCGAAGCACACAGAUUCUGGGUCAGUGUAACAGCAGUUUGCCCAAACGGAUCCACUGCGGCAGGAAGCGCCAAUUGCAUCAACGUUCAACCCGGGCAAAAUGUCUUCUUCAACAUCACAGUGGGAAUGCGAGCAUGCCCGGAAAAGGAUGAUGCACUGCAGAAAGAAAAUCAGCCUGAGGUUAAGUUAGUGGUGAAACCUGUGGGAUUUAACGAAUCCAUGACUGUGCGAGUGCGACAGGCCUGUGUGUGUAGGUGUGGUGGGGCAGGACCUUGCCAUGAUGAUCCAGGAACUUCCGUCUGUGAGUCUGGAGCUGAUCCAGGAGCCGAGAGGAGUUUGACGGACAGUUGCCGAGAUGUGAAGACAGGCCUGAUGUGCAGCGGCAGGGGAACCUGUGUGUGUGGGGCAUGUGUGUGUGACCGGAGCAACCUUGGUACCAUCUACGGAAGGUUCUGUGAGAAGGACGACUUCUCCUGUCCCAAUGAGAGGGGUCUAAUGUGUGGAGGACAUGGCCAGUGUGUCUCAGGGGAAUGCUCAUGUCAGCCUGGCUGGACGGGUGAGAGUUGUGGCUGCCCCAUCUCCACAGAAAGCUGCAUGUCGGCUGAUGGCUUGGUGUGCAGUGGGCAUGGAAAGUGUGUCUGUGGCGAGUGUGUGUGUGAUCACCACCGACGCUCUGGUGCGUUCUGUGAGAAAUGUGCCACCUGCUCAGACUCCUGUCAAUCACACUGGAGUUGUGUGGACUGCCAUCUGUCUAAAGGCCUCGCAGCAGACAAUACACAACAAUGCAACAGAAGCUGCACUUCACUGGUGGCCUAUGUUGAUGACAUUACUGAGCUGAUCAGAGGGAAGUACUGUCUGUACCACAGCAGGGAGCAGUGCGUCACCAGAUUCCACGUUGACAUGGCCUCACAUGGACCACAGCUACGGAUUAGCAGGCAUGCUGAGUGUGAGUCCAGCCACCGGUACUUUAAGACCUUCCUCAGCGUUUUCCUCCUUACUGUGGUUCUGGGUCUGGGAAUCCUGGCUGUAGUGCGUUUGCUGCUCCGCGGCAAGAACUGGUCACUGAGAGGACAUGUCAUCGAGCAGUUUGAUGACAGCAACAAGAACCCGUCAUACGCACCCACCCCCAGUGAGAAGACGAUAACCUACAGACGGGACUGUCUCCCUGAGCACCCCAUGGAGAUGCACGUUCACGUUCACAAAAUGCCCCUUGACAUCUUUCCAUGACAGGCAGAGGACAAGAAAGAAAGGAGGCGAACAAGAGCAAUAAGCAAAUGAAUGCGCACUUGUUUUCCCAAAGCGCACUCCAUGGUUUGUUUUUUUUAAUGUGGAUUUGGAGUUGAUUUCACUCCUUUUGCCUGAGGUGGAACUCUAUCUAGUCUCUCUGGUACUUAUGGUACUUCAUAUACCUUAUACAGCCUCUGCCUGUUUAUGUUCUUCUAAGCCUGUGUGGCGGACAACGGUACUGGAUUUGGGUUUUAAAUUAAGUUUAAAAAUAAGUUGAAGUUUUAUUUAUGUUUAUACUUUUUAUUUAAGUCAGUUUGUCCAGUGUAACACUACGGUUUCUUUCCACACCACUACGUCACAGCCAUAGCAGACCUCAAGUUUGUGCCAGUUCCUGUUUCUGGCUGGUGUUAGACUGACACCUAGUGGAUGAUAUAGACAUGACCAAGAAAUGCUUUAAAUUACAAAUGGCGUUUACAGUAGGUACUCCAUAUUGGUAUAGAUCACAGGUUCCCAACCUUGGACCUGGAGAACCCCCUGUCAUGCAUGUUUUAGUGUUUUCCCUGCUCUAACACACCCACUUCAGCUAGUUGAAGUGGUUGUGUUAAAGAAGAUAUAGAGAGAUAUAGAUAUGUAUAGUUACUAUAUGUAAAUAUAUGUACUAUAGCUGAGUAGAGCAUUUGAAUCAGACUUAAUGUACAAAGUUGAGUGGGUCAUAUUUACAGUAAUUACUGCACUUUGUCCAUCUCAAAUAAUAUUUUACUUUGAGAUGUGCUGUCAAAACUGGAAUUUUACUGUAUGGGUGGUUCAUGUUGUGUCUUUGUUCCUCACUUGGGUUACUGUAUUUCUAAAGAGAUGUGUGUGUUUGCAAAUGUGAAUUGCCAAGUGAGUUGCACUUAUGUGCACCAAACUACUGAAGUCCGGCGAUGCUCCUUUUCCAUGAGCGGAUGCAGUGCAGUGCAGAGCCGAGGUCUGUUGGACAUUCCAGUCUUUCCUUUGCCGUAGACUAGUUUCAACACUGUUUACAAUCAAACGUUGUUCCAACACUAAGAAGUUUAUUUAUUGAUUUGAUAUUUUUUUGUUUUUGUUAGUAAUAGAUGCUUUUUAAUGCUCAGUAGAAUGUUGCUGUUGAGAAAUUAAUUGCUUGGGUUCUCAUGCACUACUAAUAUUUGUAGAAGUAGAUCCGAAAACACUAAAUCAGUAGAUUUACUGCAUUCUGUGAUUUUUACUUGAACACAAUGCAACCACUGAUAGUCUGUGUGGCAGCCAGAUCACUGAACAAUUGGGCAUUAUUACUGUUCAUAGCACUUUUGUUUUUCUGUUGUUGUUUGAUUCGAUUUUACAUGCAUUGUUUAAAUAAAAAUCCCAUCACCUGCA
Pangasianodon hypophthalmus (striped catfish) is the source of this 4259-nucleotide messenger RNA. It is a transcript of the gene itgb8, whose product is annotated as integrin, beta 8. Gene Ontology annotation, cellular component: cell surface; integrin complex; focal adhesion. Lineage: Eukaryota; Metazoa; Chordata; Actinopteri; Siluriformes; Pangasiidae. Gene Ontology annotation, molecular function: integrin binding. The record is from RefSeq and is a predicted model, not a curated record. Gene Ontology annotation, biological process: integrin-mediated signaling pathway; cell adhesion mediated by integrin; cell migration. The transcript has 15 exons. Bases 513 to 2885 code for a protein of 790 amino acids.